GAUUCCUUAGCCUGCAGCUCUUCAAGUAAUCUGCGAGUUCUUCGUCAUUAUCAAUAAACUUUGAGAAAGAAAAAAAAAAACGAAGAAAUUUUUCCCCCUAAUUUACGAUUGGGUAGCGACGAUGAAGAAAUUAUCCGGUUUUGUCUGGAAAUUGUUUGCAUGAAGUCGUAUUAAGAGUAACUGAGGGUCCGUAUGGCCGAAGACAAAUAAUUAUGCUGAAACCCUUACGCCCAAAAUUUCCUCCAUCCUUCGGUCUCCUGAAAGACUGAAAAACAAACCAUGAUCUGCUAUGAUACAAUCCACGCAUGUGUCACGUAGCUAAAGUGUGUUACAUGUGCACGUGACUGGCUGAUAACAGUUACGGAAAAUGACUGACGGGGCCUGGGAACUGCAUCUGUACCCGGAAGCACCCAAGAUCACCCAAAGUGCUUUCCCUUUGCUGAGGUGCUACCUUGUGUUGGUUUUGUUCGAACUUUGUUUGUUUUGCCAUAUUUUCCGUAACUGCACUCUUGGCCAUUGGAAGGAAAGACUCUAAAAGAUCAACUGAAGAGAUGGGGCCUCGCUGAAGUUCCAAGACUGCAAUGAAGAGAUGAGUUAACACAAACUGAGUCACGUUUGUUGCUGUACCACGAAGGGAAUCUAACAAUGGCAGCUGUAGCAGCUACAGGGUCUACACUACAGAACGUUACUGACAACCAGAAAAGAUGGUUAGUCUUUGGAAUUGCACUCAACAAAGUCCUGGUUUCCCAAAUACGUUCGUUUGUACAGCAAAAAGUGCAGAAGGAGUAUGGUAAUCUUCAAACGAGCCACAGUAUUCACACUCAAAGCACAUCUGGGCGACUAAAGAAUUGGCCAACAUUUCUAAAGUACGAGAACAUCAAUGGUAACGAUGUAUUUCCCAGGUUGCCAGGUGGCAGGUAUGAUUAUUCCAAGUUUGACUGCCGAGUGACAUCACAUGUUGACUUUGCCAAACUCUAUGUAGAGAACCACAUGGCCAAGUUUAACGCCUUUGAUGAACACUGUGAUGCAUCUGCCGUUCUCGCCUUGCUUGGUAAAGUGCCACGAGUCUUCUCACUGGCUGUGCAGAGUGCUGCUGGUGAUGUUAGACAAGCGAGAAAUACCUGGGCACACUGUGUGUUUAAGGACUGGGAACUAUUGAGUUUUCAACAGAGAUUUGCUAAGAUGGAGACGCUGGUAAAAUCUUUAGGUUUGCCGAGUGCUGAUGAGAUGUAUCUUGUAAAUGAACUGAAAGACUGGCAAACAAAAGGUGCUAUACUGUGCAUGAAUGCUACCAUUGACCCUGAUCUGGUAAAGACGGUUCAACAAGAUGUGAGUGCAUUGAAGAAUGACAUWGACAAGAUGGCAUUUGAAGAAGAGGUYAACAGAGAGAAUGUAAAGAAGGCGCUACAUGACUCUCYAUUAGUUCUGGAGSAAWUGAGGGAAAGASUUGCCAUGGUAGAACAUGAACAAGAGGUCAUCAAGCAGGACCAAAGCUCUCUGUGCGAGAAAGUGAACACUACACAAGACCAAAUAAGUGAGCUUAAAUCUGAACAAGAAGAUGUGCAGCAACGUGUCGCAUAUCUGGGAGAACAUUUGGGCAAACAAGUUGCUAUUGCAGAACGAGAACAAGAGGUCAUCAAGCAAGAACAAGAGAUCAUCAAGCAGGACCAAAGCUCUCUGUGCGACAAAGUGAGCACUACUCAAGACCAAAUAAGUGAUGUGCAAAGACGUGUUACUUACCUGGAAGAUCAGCAGACCCAAAUACAUUCUGAAAUUGCCAAUUGUGAAUCAGACAUCGCCUUUCUUGCUGCACGUCAUGACGCAAUUACCAUACUCCUUCUGAACUUCUUGCUCUACAAACGAACGUACUUGGGAAACCAGGACCUUGUUGAGUGCAAUUCCAAAGACUAA
Molecule: messenger RNA, 1911 nt
Organism: Orbicella faveolata
Lineage: Eukaryota; Metazoa; Cnidaria; Anthozoa; Scleractinia; Merulinidae
Source: RefSeq, a predicted model, not a curated record